Molecule: messenger RNA, 1212 nt
Organism: Knipowitschia caucasica
Lineage: Eukaryota; Metazoa; Chordata; Actinopteri; Gobiiformes; Gobiidae
Source: the annotation of a GenBank genome assembly
AUGCAGUCCCUCAGGUCUCAGUCGGAGCUGGUCCCAGAACCUCGGGGCCGUCUGCCAAAGGUGUGUGCUGUGGCGGCGGCAGCGGUCUCCAUAGCAAUGACGGCCAUCUUUGUCCCGGGGAGAUUGGUGGGGUGGGUCUCCAUGGCGACGCUCCUGCUGUCGCUCGGCCCCUUGGUUCACGGGUGUUUCCUGUGUUUGGAUGAACUGCUCCACCACAGAAAUAGAUACAGGGGGCGCUCUGUCCUGCAGCCUCUGUGCGACUGUGGCCUGCGGCGGUCUGUGGUGUGGGUGGUGUUGUCCGCUCUGCUGCUGUGUCUCUCUGGGAGUCCUCUGCCCCCGUUCCAUCUGUGGACCCUGCUCUGGCUCUGUCCCGUCCUCCACGCCGCCUACAGGAGCCUGGGAGUACUGUCUCCCUCUGAGUUGGAGCUGUCAGACGUCUGUGAGAGCCGCAGGACCAACGUGGCCCAUGGUUUGGCCUGGUCCUUCUACCUGGGAUACCUGCAACUGGUGCUGCCCAAUCUGGAAGAGUCCAUCUCUGCGUUCUGUGCGUCGCACCUGAGCAGCGCCCCCUUGUGGAGCAGAGGGUCCCGGCGCCUCUUCAUCCUCGUCCCCUUGAACGCCAACAUCAGCCACAAACUGGAGGACGAGGACGAGCGGGUCCAGUUCUACGACAACCUCCCCAACAGCAGACUGGACCGAGCUGGGGUCCGGGGCCGGGUCUACAAACACAGUGUCUACAGAGUCCUCAGCUCCAAGGGACAGGCUCAGACCUGUGUGGUGGAGUAUGCCACGCCCCUCCUCACGCUUUACGGCAUGUCCCAGGACGCCAGCGCUGGUUUUGGGGAGCCCCAGAGGAGACAACAGGUGCUGCUCUUCUACAGGACGCUGCAGGAGCUGCUGGAGCGCUCGCUGGAGUGUAGGAACAAGUACACCCUCAUCCUGCUCAAUGACGAGCACGAAGGCGACCCUCACUACCUGUCCCAGUGCAUCCUGAGGCACCUCCAGCAGCAGAGCAGAGAGGAGUACCCCAUGGCCCCAGUGAUCCCCCUCCCUCAGCAGGAGGGCGGGGGGUCAUUGCCCAAUGCCCCCAUGGCCCCGGGACAGCAGGACCUGAGCCCCGAGCCCACCCUCAUGUUUAGUCUGGACAAGCCCAGGUCCCUGAGGGACCCCAUGGAGGUGUCUGAAGGUUACAAUCCAUCAUGCACUGGAUAA